This is a messenger RNA of Trichophyton benhamiae CBS 112371, 948 nucleotides long. RefSeq names its product MFS transporter, putative. Gene Ontology annotation, biological process: transmembrane transport. Gene Ontology annotation, molecular function: transmembrane transporter activity. The record is from RefSeq and is a predicted model, not a curated record. The transcript has a single exon. NCBI's taxonomy places the organism in Eukaryota, Fungi, Ascomycota, Eurotiomycetes, Onygenales, Arthrodermataceae. The coding region runs from base 1 to 948 and encodes 315 amino acids.
AUGAUCUUCGCUGUCGUCCUGAUUUUGCUAUUCACCACCUUUGAAGAGACGCUCUUCCCACGCUUUUUGUUCGAACAGGACCAAAAUUACCCAGACACAGACACCUCCCACAAGAAGGAUAUUGACACGACAGCAUCCCUGCACGAGGUCGAUAGCACCUCGGAAGUGUCCUACCAUUUCCCCAAACGGACUUACCGCCAACGCCUGAAGCCAUGGGUCCAUUUCCCACAAGACAAGACGACGUACUGGCAAUACUUCAGACGCCCGUUCAUGCUCUUCCUCUUUCCCAACAUCGUCAUUGCAGGGGUCAUAUUUGCCUUUGGCUGCACGGCAGGCAUCGUCUCGUUCGGCACCAUUUCCCGCAUCACCUCCGAACCACCGUAUAACUGGUCCACCACCUCCACGGGCCUUAUCUACCUGGCCACUCUGGCGGGUAACAUUGUUGGGUGGGCAACAGGUAUGUCCAGUGACUUUAUCGUCAUGCGCCUUGCACGCCGCAACAACGGUAUCAAGGAAACGGAAAUGUGCCUGUGGGCAUUAUGCGCUUCCUUCGUCUACGCUGCUAUCGGCUACAUGCUUUAUGGAUGGGGAGCGCAUUUUGGCAUGCAUUGGAUCACUAUUGCAAUAGGCUUGGGCUGCAUGAUUGCGCACCAGGUAUCUGCCUGCUCUGUAGCCACAGCCUAUGCUAUGGAGUGUUUUCCGGGAAUAUCUGGGGAGUUAGUAGUGGUUCUCUCGAUAUGUUCAUCUGUGAUUAACUUCCCACUCUCCUUCACGGUGCAGCAGGUUGUCGAUACGACGGGGUUUGGAUAUGCGUUUGUGUUUUAUGGGUUCUGCGUGCUAACGUCCAUGGCCGCCGCGAUCCCCGCGGUCAUGUAUGGAAAGUCAUGGCGUCGUCGAGCUGCUCCGAAAUGGCAAAAAUGGCUUGCCGAAAGAGGCCGCGUCGACUAA